Pteronotus mesoamericanus is the source of this 1620-nucleotide messenger RNA. It is a transcript of the gene INTS12, whose product is annotated as integrator complex subunit 12. The record is from RefSeq and is a predicted model, not a curated record. Gene Ontology annotation, biological process: snRNA 3'-end processing. The transcript is spliced from 8 exons. Bases 129 to 1517 code for a protein of 462 amino acids. Lineage: Eukaryota; Metazoa; Chordata; Mammalia; Chiroptera; Mormoopidae. Gene Ontology annotation, cellular component: integrator complex.
AAACAGCAAGGCCAGCCGUCAUUCAUAAUCCGGCGGACCGGAAAAAGAAGUGAGGCGGCUGGUGUCGGGACCAGUUCGGAAGGGGCUACAGGGAAAGGACAGAGUAGCGGGGCGGAGCGGUGUUUGCAAUGGCUGCUACUGUGAACUUGGAACUUGAUCCCAUUUUUUUGAAAGCACUAGGCUUCUUACAUUCAAAGAGUAAGGAUUCUGCCGAAAAGCUAAAAGCAUUACUUGAUGAAUCUUUGGCUCGGGGCAUUGAUUCAAGUUACCGUCCAUCUCAAAAGGAUGUCGAACCACCCAAGAUUGCAAGCACAAAAACUGUUUCUAUUAAGCAAGAGCCCAAAACAUCAUCCAGUCUUCCUUCUGGCAAUAAUAAUGGCAAGGCUCUCACAACCGAAAAGGUAAAGAAGGAAACUGAAAAGAGACCUGCUGAUAAGAUGAAAUCAGAUACCACUGAAGGAGUUGAUGUUCCAAAGAAACCUAGACUGGAGAAACCAGAAACACGGUCCUCUCCCAUUACUGUGCAAACCAGCAAGGAUUUAGCUAUGGCUGACCUUUCCAGUUUUGACGAGACCAGUGCUGAUGAUUUUGCCAUGGAGAUGGGAUUGGCCUGUGUUGUUUGUAGGCAAAUGACAGUGGCAUCUGGUAAUCAAUUAGUAGAAUGUCAAGAGUGCCAUAAUCUCUACCACCAAGAUUGCCAUAAACCCCAAGUGACAGACAAGGAGGUGAAUGACCCUCGCCUUGUAUGGUAUUGUGCCCGAUGUACCAGACAAAUGAAAAGAAUGGCACAAAAAACUCAGAAACCACCCCAGAAACCAGCCCCCGCAGUUGUUUCUGUAGCUCCCGCUGUCAAAGAUCCAUUGGUUAAGAAACCAGAAACUAAACUCAAACAAGAGACAACUUUUCUAGCAUUUAAGAGAACAGAAGUCAAGACAUCCCCGGUUAUUUCAGGAAACUCUUCUAGUACCAAUGUUUCCUCUUCAGUAACUGGUGGCCUAACGGCAUGGGCAGCUUUUGCUGCCAAAACUACUUCUGCUGGUCCAUCAACAGCAAAAUUGAGUUCAACAACCCAAAACAAUAGUGGGAAACCUGCUACCUCAUCAGCUAACCAGAAGCCUGUGGGUUUGACUGGUCUGGCAACUUCAUCCAAAGGUGGAAUAGGUUCCAAAUUAGGUUCCGGUAACAACACUUCACCCACUGUACCAUUGAAACCACCUCCACCUCUAACUUUGGGCAAAACUGGCCUUAGUCGCUCAGUUAGUUGUGACAAUGUUAGCAAAGUAGGUCUUCCUAGUCCAAGCAGUUUAGUUCCAGGAAGCAGCAGCCAACUAAGUGGAAAUGGAAAUAGUGGGACAUCAGGGCCUAGUGGAAGUACCACCAGCAAAACCACUUCAGAAUCAAGCAGCUCUUCCUCGGCAUCCCUUAAAGGUCCAACGUCACAAGAAUCACAGCUCAAUGCCAUGAAGCGAUUGCAGAUGGUCAAGAAGAAAGCUGCCCAAAAGAAACUCAAGAAGUAAUGUGGCCGAGUAGGUUAAUGUCACAUUACCCUAAGAUUAAAAUCUUAUUAUUAGGACAUAAAUUGUAAUAUACUAUAAUUUAAUAAAAAUCUUCAUAAUGAAA